GCAUGCAUCACAUGAUUGCCUCGUGCAGUGACGUAAUGUCCAAACAAGUACAGUAGUACAACGGUCAGUGCAGUGACAAGUGCAUACUGCUCGAGCUCAUUGAACGCUAUUAGCGAACGAAAGAGAAAGAGAUGUCUCAAAGCGUAAAAAAGCUCACUGGUCUCGUGGCAGCUACAUUCACACCACUUACCGCAGAAGGGGAGAUUAAUCUCUCUGUAAUUGGACCAUACAUUGAAUACCUAAUAGAAAAACAGAAUGUCAAGAGUGUGUUUGUUAACGGCACAACAGGUGAGGGCUGUUCUCUAACUGUGGACGAAAGGAAGCAGCUUGCAGCAGCUUGGUGCCAACAUGGAAAGGGCAAGCUUGAGCAAGUGGUUGUUCAUGUUGGCUGCAUGAGUAUAAAAGACUCUCAAGAACUGGCUCGGCAUGCCGCCAGUAUAGGGGCCGAUGCCAUAGCAGUAAUCUCUCCUUCCUAUUUCAAACCCAUUAAUGCAGAAGCAUUGAGGUUGUUUAUAAAAGAAGUGAGCGCCUCUGCUCCAGAUCUUCCGAUGUAUUAUUAUCAUCUUCCAGGCAUGACCGGUGUUGCAUUGGAGGCAGCAGAUGUGCUAAAUGGGAUAGAGCAGAUGAUCCCCUCAUUUCAGGGAGUCAAAUACAGUGGGACUGACCUGAGGGAUCUUGGACAGUGUGUCUGUUACAGUCAAGCCCAUAACUGGUCUGUCUUGUACGGGGUAGAUGAGCAACUCUUGGGAGCUUUGGUACUAGGUGUUCAUGGAGCAGUAGGAAGCACAUAUAACUACCUCGGAUGCAUAGUGAACCAGAUGCUUUCUGGUUUUGAUAAUGGCAACCACAUGCAGACCAGAGCCCUGCAGUUUGAAUUUAUGGAGGUCAUCACAUUUGCUAAGAACCUUGGGUUUGAUGUGGCCGUGAAUAAGCAGGUGAUGAGUGAAGUGUCAGGGUUAGUGCUGGGUCCUCCCCGACUCCCGCUGCUGCCGUGCCCUGUCUCAAAGGCCCAGGCUAUAGCACAGAAAAUCAAGGACUUCUCUCAGAGACAUUAAAAUAAAAGUAGAAAUUUCAGUGAGCCUGCAUGAAAUUGCAAAAAAAGGUUUGUUUUAUCAAGCUGUAAACUGUUCCAUAUUUCUUUACACUACAGUAUGUUCAUGUACUGUAUCUUUUAUAUUUGCAUGCUUUUUACAUUUCAUACUUUAUACUUGGAUUGCCUUUUUUAUUGUUUUGUUGGUUGUAAACGCACAUAUAGUCUUUAGCAUUUACUUUAUAUAAUUAAUAACAUUACAAUGUAGUUAGAAAUUUUAAUGAACUUACUUGAAUUACCCUAAAGAGUUUAUGAAUAGUCCUCAGCGUUACUGAUUUCUUUACACCAUUGAUGUACUGCACCUUGUAUACCUCAAUGCGUAUUUUGUAUGGUUUUUUGUUUUGUUUUGUUUUUGUAACAUUUUCUUUCUGUUUUAUUAUACAUAUUCUUUAAUACUGUCUUAAUUUUGGCUGGUGCUGAUGUAACUGUUAAUGGACCACAUUUUUUAUCUUGGAGUUUCUUAUGUUUGCAGUUUCCACAUACAAAAAGGGACAUUUUUGUAUCUUUAAAUUCUCUUGAGUAAAGAUUAUUAUUCAUUAUUGAA
This is a messenger RNA of Ctenopharyngodon idella (grass carp), 1634 nucleotides long. It is a transcript of the gene npl, whose product is annotated as N-acetylneuraminate pyruvate lyase (dihydrodipicolinate synthase). The transcript is spliced from 12 exons. Gene Ontology annotation, biological process: N-acetylneuraminate catabolic process. The record is from RefSeq and is a predicted model, not a curated record. Bases 132 to 1055 code for a protein of 307 amino acids. Lineage: Eukaryota; Metazoa; Chordata; Actinopteri; Cypriniformes; Xenocyprididae. Gene Ontology annotation, molecular function: 4-hydroxy-tetrahydrodipicolinate synthase activity; N-acetylneuraminate lyase activity.